This is a messenger RNA of Mytilus trossulus (common blue mussel), 3313 nucleotides long. RefSeq lists its product as uncharacterized. NCBI's taxonomy places the organism in Eukaryota, Metazoa, Mollusca, Bivalvia, Mytilida, Mytilidae. The record is from RefSeq and is a predicted model, not a curated record. The transcript has 7 exons. Bases 192 to 3185 code for a protein of 997 amino acids.
CAUGCAUGCUGUUCAGUGAUCCAUGACGCCUGUCAUAUUUAUUAUUGAUAUGUGUCCCACCCAACAUAAAAAUUGUUUGAUCAUUCGUCAAUACACAGCAGACUUGUGUUUGGCGGCAGAUCAGUGUAUGAGGAUUAAUAUAUUUCACGGAAGAUAAAUUUAAAACUGCAAGCCCAAGGACAUCUUUAGAUAUGGGGAAUGAAACCUCCAAAAAGUCUAAAAAUUCCUAUGCCUUCGAAAUAAUAGAUGAGCACGAUGAACUUAAUCCAGAAGAGGUCAAGCAAAUCGUUGCAGCAGAAGUUGAGAAUGCAAUUUGUUCAAUCGAAACACACAUUAAACUAAAGAAUGAACCGCCUCUUCCUGACACCAGCCCAACAGAACUAGGUGAUAAUGAAAAUCAUGAAGAACAAGGAAUUAUAAGUAAAGAUCACCCUAAAAAAGAGCCAGACGAAAAUUCGUCACAUAUAAACGAAAAGACUAAAGAAAAUGAAUCAGACAUUAGUUUGACCGAAGUAGUGGAUACUAUCAAAAUCGAGACACACACUGCUACAGUCGUCCAUUCGGCACUGUCCUGUCAGAUUCCGGAUGCUGCAAACAGACUAACAUCUGGAGAAGUCAACCACGAAAACCAAGAAACUGAAGAAUGCACGUUAGUCGAAGUAAAGACCGAAGAUAAUGUAAAAAUGAAAGAAAAGAAAAGGUCUAAGAAAGAAAAAGAUUUUACAAAACGAAAAGAAUCCAAGAAAAAAGAAAAAUUAUCAAAGAAAGAGAAAAAGCUUAGUAAAAAGGUUUCUCUAAAAGAGGGAAAGGAAACAAGCAAUAUGAUAGUAAACGAAAAUUAUGCUAAUGUCAAUUAUAUACCUUGUCAAGACACAAUAGGUAUUGCUACACGUAAAGAUUGCGGCGACAAAUUUCAAGAUAAAGCUAACACAAAGAACACCAACUUUUCCGAAGAUAUUUAUCAGGAACGUACACAAGUGGGCGAUAAUUCGGUAUUAGCUUCUGCGAAUGACAUAUUGACAAAAGAAUCAGACGAAAUAAAACACAUCGACGAACAGAGAGAAAUAUUACUUAAAAAUAAGAUUGAUGCUUCUUUAAACUCGUCUAUUUCUACCACAAAUACCUGUGCAACAAUCACUGGGAAUAUGGAUAUGAACCGACAGGGAUCAGUUCAAAGUAGCGACAAAGAAAGAACAAUUUCGGACUCAAAUAUUAAUAUGAAAAUAGAAGGUUCCAGCAAAGAAGGUAAAAACUACCUCCAAGAGGCAUUUGACCUGAUUGAUGCAGUACAAAGUUCAAUUCCCUCUACAACUGCUAAAAACAGUGAAACAUCGCUUGGGGACAGUGCUCCGAACGCAGACAUAGCUCUGUCAGCGAGAAUCAGACGAGAAUCUCAGACAAUAUUGGGUGAAUCAGUCAUUGAACAUACCGUAUCUGAUGAAUCAUACAAACUUUCCAAUGCCAAGGAGGAAAAAUUAAAAACAAAUGACACAGAGAACAAUGGAACUUCCCAAAUUCACCCAGCGAACAAUGGAACAGCUCAGAUUCACCAAGAGCAGCCACCAAAUAUUGUAAAUCGAAUAUUUAACAACAAUAACAACACUAUUACUGAAGUUGUUAGUAAUGGCGAUAGUGUUAAUAUUACAAUAACAACAAUCAACAACCUCAGCGAUGGUGUUAAUGAUACCGUGGUUCUUAGUCAUGUUGCAUCAACAAUUAACAAUAAUCAAAAUGACAGUGUUAGUGAGACGAUUAUUUUGAAUCCUUCUACUUCAACCAUUAACAACAACCCAAUUGUUAGUGAUAACACUGAAACAACAGAUAUGAUAGUUUCAGAUCAGUCAAGUAUAACUAAAGAAUCGAAAGAAACCAGUCAAAGCUAUGAGAAUAAGAAUGUCGAAUUAAACACUGACAAAAACAAUGUUUUUAAAAGGCAAAGUUUAGAGACAAAUCCUGAUGAUACGGGAAAUAAACCAAGUAAUGAAAAUAACCAUGAUGACCAAUGUUCAGUGACCGGGAAUGAUGUUUUAGAAAGCAUAAAUAGUAAUGCGUGCUCAGAAAUUGAUAGUUUAAAAACGGCCAUGGUAUUGAAUAGAGGUGAUCAGGUUGAAAAAAAGAAAAACAAAAAACAAAAGGAGGAAGAAAAGAAAAAACUAAAGGAAAGCAAAAAGAAACAAAAAAGUACGAAGAAAAAAGCGAAAACAGACAAAGAAAAGGUAGACGAUGAAUGUAAUUUUGAGACUCCAGUAAGUAAUGAGAAAUUAAACUCGUUCUGCGUGGAAUCUGUUGAAAAAGAAACACCAACAUCAGGGGAGAAUGGAGCUAACAAGCUAAAAGUUACUCUUUCAAAAUCUUCAAGUAAAUCUGAUGAUGAAAAAAAGAAAAAGAAAAAGAAAGAAAAGAAAAGUAAAGACAAAACAAUAAAACCGCCAUUAGUAGAAAUUCAUAGGGAGAUCCCUAUAACUAAUAAAGGCAUUUUUGAUGAUGUCCCAAUAGAAAUAGAAGUCAAUGAUGUUGAUGUCGUGUCGCUGUCUUCACUCUCCUCAGAUGAAACAGAAAUUACGCAAAAAGGGGAUUCAAAAGAAACGUCUACGGACACUCAUCUUCUAGGUGUGAACGAAGUUAAUACUAGACCAAAAAGUGACGAAUAUGUUACAAUAAGUGUUAUAAAAAAUAAUCAGGCGAUUCCAACUGUUGGAACACAACAGACAAAAUUAGAAGAUAUAUCUAAAAUAACGGAUUCCCCUCUGAGUGACGCGACGACUGACGUAACUAAACUGGAUGUGUUAAACGAUAUUCCUAAAACACCAGAAGUUACACCCGAUAUUUCAACUUCCGACUCCGCAACCUUUGCAGAAAGAGAAAUUUCAAAUCCAAAGAAAAAAUCAAAUAAAGAAUCUAAAAAGAAAAAAAGAGGUUCAAAAUUAUUACUCUUUCGCAAUAAUUCUGACGUUUCUAAAGCUGAAAAGGACAUUGCGACACAGGAAGUUUCAUUUGAAACAGACCCAACAACCGAUUUGCCAAAAGAGAGAAGAAGGUCUUUUUCAGAAUUUCUUCGACCGGUUUUUGGUAAUAUCUUUUCCAAAACAAGUUCUACCUCAUCUACAAAAACAAAGCCGAAAAAGACCGAUUCAGUAGAAAAUCAGCAGCCAACUGAAACAGGAGAUAUUGAAAUGAAGGAAUAGGCAUUACCCUGAAAUUACUGUACACUUCUUGUGUAGCAUUUCUGCUAUCCCAUUUAUGUUGACAUCUUAAUUUUAUGUUGUUGUUAUUCGUUGUCGGGUUUUUUUUGUUGGUUUUUUUUUUUUUUGGG